Molecule: messenger RNA, 6702 nt
Organism: Physella acuta
Lineage: Eukaryota; Metazoa; Mollusca; Gastropoda; Physidae
Product: NFX1-type zinc finger-containing protein 1
Biological process (GO): regulatory ncRNA-mediated heterochromatin formation
Cellular component (GO): nucleus; nuclear RNA-directed RNA polymerase complex
Molecular function (GO): zinc ion binding; helicase activity
Source: RefSeq, a predicted model, not a curated record
CAAGAUCAAGAAGUGAACCUGUACAUUUUUUAAUACAACGUUAUUUCGCAGUAUAGACAGACUAGUCUUUGUUGUACUGAGAACAAUCAGAAUAUGCAGCAGUAUCAUAGCUAAACAGCGGUAAAAAUUUGACUGAACAGUUUUACUGUAAACCACAGAAAUGGCAUCAAGGGACAAGGCAGAAAGACCUCUCUCUGUUCAAGAGCUGGACGACAUGCUGAAAAACCAAAGACCCUCUGAUAUUCUGCUCCGCAUUUCUCGACCUAAUGGUGGAUUUGGCCUGCUGUUAGAGUCAGCCACCAAACAGCGUGAGAUUGACUUGAUAGUGAAGGUGCUGGGGACAGUGCUGGGCAGUAAACAACGAGCACAAAGACAAGCAAUCAAUGAUGUUGUUGACAUGUUUAUUAAUGCAAACAAUUUUCAAGACAGCAUGUCCAAUUUUCUCCAAGGCAAGCUUGGACAGGAUCAAGUUUUUGUUAAGGCAGUGCUAGCGAUUCUAAAAGAAUCUUUAGAAGCAUUACCCAAUAUAGCUGCUAAAAAAUGCCUCUAUCUGUUCACAACACUUGAACAAGUUAUAGACAAGAGAUUCAAAGAUAUGCUUCAAGAAAAGGAAACUGUCAAGGAAAUGAUACAUCGUCCUUUUAAGCUGGCGCUGGAGGAAAAUGAGGAAGAAAUGGAUACAGAAUCAGCUAUUCCAGACGAGGAGGUCGAUCCAAACUUGUUCCGUGGUCUCAGCAUAGUCCCAACAGCUGCUGAUUUUGAUCCCACGCAAGAUAUUAUCAUCAGGGCCAACAAAAUUAAAGGACAUUACCAAAAUGUUAAUGACUACCUGGACAUACAGUUCCGUCUUUUGCGAGCUGAUUUAGUUAUUCCACUUAGAGAAAAUAUUCACAAAUUUCUGGAUCAAGAAGAUAAACGUAUCAGAGCAUAUUCUCAGGUAAGAAUUGUGAGACCAGUUUGUCAUGAUAAAGGACUGUGCUUCAAGUUGUCAUUUGAUGUCUCAAAACACAGAAGAGUGAAUUGGGCAGUUUCCCAGAGGCUGAAGUAUGGCUCGCUGCUGUGUUUGUCAUCAGACAACUUUAACACUUACAGAUGCGCUGUCGUGGAAAAUCGUGAACCAAAAGAACUGGCGAAAGGCUUAGUAGAUGUGCAGUUUGUCCUUCACGAGCAUGAGCAGGGUGAUGAAGGUCAAGGAGAUUUCACAAGGUUUCUCAGUGAAGCCAGAGACCAAAGAUUUGUGAUGGUAGAAUCUCCAACAUAUUUUGAGGCUUACAAAUAUGUUCUCCAAAGUCUUCAAAACAUCACAGAGAAUAAUUUUCCUUUCUGGGAGUACAUUGGAGAAUGUAGCACUGCCCUCGAGCCACCAGCAUAUCUCCAGAACAAUGACCAUCCUACAUAUGACCUCAGACCUCUUGUUGAUGCAAAAUUUGUUAUUAAAGAAGAUCAAACUGAAACAGCAACAUUUAGCAGAGAAGCUGAGCCUGCAAAAGAAGUUAAUAUCUUGGAUCCAGAAAGUUGGCCAAAGGCUAACACAUUUCAGCUUGACCACUCGCAGUUUGUGGCCUUGCAGGCAGCACUGAAGCACAAGUUCUCCAUUAUACAGGGCCCACCUGGCACUGGGAAGACAUUCAUUGGGCUCAUGGUGAUGAAAGCUCUCUUGUGGAAUAAACAGAUAUGGACAGGGGACGAAGAGCAAAAGCCAAUUUUGUUAGUCUGCUACACAAACCAUGCACUGGACCAGUUUUUAGAAGGGAUUCUCAAUUUUUUCCAAGGUAAAAUGGUGCGUGUUGGCUCCCGAAGUAAAAGUGAGAGACUGGAGGAAUAUAAUUUGAGAGGGAUGAGGCAUAGAGCAAGAGAAAAUCGUGCUGUGCCCCUAGAAGUUCAUCUAGCUAAGCAACAGACAAGAAAUAAGAUGAAUGAUAUGAAAGCAGACAUCCAUAAAGAAGCUGCUAAGCUAGAAAUCCUGGAGAGAGAAAUUGUGAAAGAAACAUUCUUAAAACCUUUCAUUGAUCCUGAACAAUAUAACUCUCUUACUGCAAAUUCAAGGGCAGGCACUGCCAUUAUACCAGAAUGGCUAGGGAUUACAAUUAAUAUAAAAAAUAUGGAAGAUAAAAUAAAAAGAAAGAGGAAUCAUAGGCCACAAAAUCAAGGGGCUCAAUAUCUUAGACACCAUCAGGAUGAACUUGGCAUGGAAGAAAAUGAUGACUUGGAGAUUGAUGCUGAUCUUGUUGAAGUGGUCGCUGGUCAAGAUGAUGCAGAACAAUUGGAUGUUGAUGAGGAUGAAAGUGAUGAUGAUGGAGAUCCAUUUGACAAUUUGUUAGAUAACAUAGAAGAGGAUUUUUUUGAAAAAACCAAGUUCAUCAACAAAAAGUUAGAUGAAGCUGACAAAGAAGCUACCAGAAUCAAGUGUGAGAAUAUAGCCUUUAAUAUCAGUUGCUAUGGAGAGGAACAAAUGUCACAUAGACUUUCAGCACAAGAAAAGGAACACUGGAGGAACAUGAUACCAUUAAAGAGGCGUUACAGAACAAUUCUGCUGAAGAACCUUCAAAAUCCAGAGAAAAUGGAUGAAGCACAAGUGAGGCGAAUUAAAAAUGUCUGGAGAAUCCCACCGCAUGAUAGAUGGAGGCUUUACAGGUACUGGGUCAGUUUGUACUCAGGACAAAUUCAAGAGGCAAUCAAAGAUGUAACUCUUAAAUACGAGCAGUGCGCUAGGAGGUAUCAGGAGAUCUUGCAUCAAGAAGACAAAGCAAUUCUUGAGAAGGCCACAAUCAUUGGGAUGACAACCACUGGUGCUGCUAGGUACCAAGGUGUCUUGCGUGAAAUUGGGCCAAAGAUUGUUUUAGUUGAGGAAGCGGCCGAGGUAUUUGAGGGCCAUGUUCUGACCUCCCUCAGUGACCAGUGCCAGCAUGUUAUCCUUAUUGGUGACCACAAGCAGCUGCGGCCCAGCCCCUCUGUCUACAAACUUAAAGAGAAAUAUAAGUUUGAUAUUUCUUUGUUUGAGAGGCUCAUAAUGAAUAAUUUUCCUUAUGAAUGUCUCCAGUAUCAACACCGCAUGCGACCAGAAAUUUCAAAAUUAUUGCGCAUACCAGAUUUAUACCCUGAACUAAAAGAUCAUGAUCUUGUCAUGAGAUAUCCAAAUAUCAUCAAAGUAAAAGGAGACAUUUGCUUUAUUCAACAUUCAGUAAGUGAUGAGCAAGAAAAUGACACCAAAACAUUCAGUAAUGUUUUUGAAGCUGAGUUCCUCAUUGGCCUCUGUGAGUACCUCCUGCAGCAAGGAUAUACUUCCAGCCAGAUCACAAUCCUUUCUCCUUACUCCGGACAAAUCCACAAGAUCAAAUCUCUAAUUGAAACCAAGCCCAAGUCACAGAUCACUGCGAGCAAGAUCAAAGGGCUGAAGGUCUCAUCAGUGGACAACUACCAAGGGGAGGAAAAUGAUAUCAUUCUACUCUCCCUUGUCCGAAGUAACCCAGCUAAUGACAUUGGAUUUCUGAAAGCUAAUAAUAGAAUCUGUGUUGCUUUAUCUCGUGCAAAGAUGGGGCUGUAUGUCAUCGGAAAUUUUGAAGGGUUGAGUAAGAAGAGCUCUCUAAUACAAGAGAUCACAGAACUUUCAAAACGUCUUGGAUAUUUCAAUGACCAUCUGAUUCUGACCUGCACCCAGCACAAAGGAACAACAACGCGGAUAGAAAAACCUGAGGAUUUUAAAAAUGUGCCUGAGGGUGGCUGCAAGCAGCACUGUGCCACACGCCUGGACUGUGGACACAGCUGCAAGAGGACGUGCCAUGCUGAUGACAUGGAGCACAGGAAGUUGAAGUGCUCGGAAAGAUGUCGUCGUCAGUGUGCCAAGUGUCAGAAAAAUUGCAGAGGUGAUCAUAGAUGUGGGGAGCAUAAACACUGCACUUUACUAGUGCAGAAACGCAUCCCCAUAUGUGGCCAUAUUCAGAAUGUGCCGUGCUAUAUGGAGCCCCAUGAGUUUGAGUGCCAGAAUGAGUGUAUGGAGAUACUUCCAUGUGAACAUACAUGUACUGAUGUAUGUGGUAGACUGCACACUCACACAGCGGACACAUGCAAGUUUAGAACUGAGGUGACACCUAAGUAUUGUGGACAUGGUAAGUUCCGAAUUGAAUGCUGGAAGACAACAGAAGCCGAACAUUUUCUGUGUCCCAAGCCAUGUGGUGUUGAACUUGAGUGUGGGCAUCUGUGUAGUGGAACAUGUGGCAAGUGUCAAAAUGGGAGGCUACACAUCAACUGUCAACAGAAGUGUCAGAAGAUUUUAAUUUGUGGCCAUUAUUGUAGAGACACAUGUAGCAGUUGUCCUCCCUGCCUCCUACCCUGUGAGGUAGAAUGUCGUCACUCUAAGUGCCGCAGGAAGUGUGGGGAACUGUGCACCCCCUGCAUGGAGCAGUGUGACUCAGGAUGUGACCACGUUUACUGUGAUGACCUGUGCUGGGAGCCUUGUAAAACCACCCCAUGUGACCUCCCAUGUCGCCAGAGACUCCCAUGUGGUCACAACUGUUGUGGUUUGUGUGGAGAAAAGUGCCCUCAUCUUUGUGUUAUAUGUGAUAAAGAGGAUUUGAUAGCCCAGAGCGCGAGUGAAUAUGAAGGAGACCCUACAACUCUUUUCAUUGAGCUUGACUGCAGACACGUUCAAGAGGUGGAGUUUAUGGACAGAUGGAUGGAAACCUCUACUGCCACUUCAGAGGGUUCAGACCAGCAGGCUAUUGGUCUUAAGCUGUGUCCUGUUUGCAAUUCCGCCAUCCGAAAAGUUGAUCGCUACAAUAAACAUAUUAAGAAAAUGCUGUGCAGUAUUGAGAGAGUAAAGAAGAGAUGUAUAGGUGAGAAGCAAGAAGAGAUGAAGCGGCAUCUCGACCAGUCCCUCGCCAAUGUUAGAGGGGAAGAGAGAGCCAUUAUCACUGAGUUUCUUGAUAAAGGUAAUCAAGUUUUGUCAGAAACUAUUUUGGAAGCUCAGAUGAAUCAGAUCAACCUCUUCCGGCAGGUGUAUGCACUCUCUAGAGUUGUGAAAGAAUGCCAGGGCAGGCUGGAGAGAAAAGAAAGAGAUUUUGACAGAAUUUUGGUGGACCUAAAAUGUUUUCAGGAAUGGAUUCUCCAGAAACGUCAACUGUUUUCUGAGCAAAACAAGUUAGAUGCUGAAGACGAAAGAGAUCGUCUGAGUGUGUUGAUUGAUCUUCAUAAAAUUGAUCUAAAUGUAAUGAUCCGUGGCACACAAAAUAAUACUUUGGCACGUUCAAUGGAUUUGGUGAAAAAUUAUAUUGUUGAACUGUCCAAGUUUGGAAGAGCAAAGAAGCAAGUUCUGGCAGAGAGCAAGGUUCUGUGUGAGGAGCUGAUCAAACUUGUACCUGACACUCACCUGGCACUGACCCAUGAGCAGAGGAUGGAGAUCAUCCGCGCAGUCAAUGUCAGCAGGGGAGCCUGGUAUACUUGUCCCAAUGGUCACAUCUAUGCUAUUGGUGAAUGUGGUCAAGCCAUGGAGGAAUCCAAAUGUCCAGACUGUAAAGCUGUGAUUGGUGGAGCCAACCACAGGCUGCGUCAAGAUAAUACUUGGACGGGAGAAAUGGAUGACGCUGAGCAGCCUGUUUGGCAAAAUCUAAAUGCAGACAGAGAGUUGGCCAUGAGGAUAGAUCAACGACUCAACCAAGUGCGAUUUAUGUGAUUAAUUAGAUAGAAUGAUGACAAAAUUAUUUCAGGCCAUUCAAAUUUAACUGAACGUCAAUUAAUAUUUUUUUUAUUUCUAAAACUGCAGAAAUUGAUCAAUUUCAAUGUAAUUUUCAUCAUAAAAGUAUAGUUUGGAUUGAGUUCUAUCCAGCUUGAUUUUUAAUGCUAUUUUCCAAUAAUUUUUAAACCUUUGAUUUCUUUAACUACUAUUUAUCAUUAACAGAAACGUAUUUCUUCUAAAUGUGGUGUAUUAUAAUAAUAAAUGAAGGUCCUAUUAGAGUAAUUACCAAAUUCUUAAUUGAAACGGGGGUGGCUUGUCUGAAUAGGUCGUGAGGGUCAGGCCCCCAUUUUCUUUUAAGCUAGUCCAGGCAGGUGUUUGUUGUGUUUUAAAGCACUUUUUAUGGCGUUUUCUUUCAUUCAUUAUUAUAAAACCUUUCCUCAGUAAGAUGAAUUCUGAGAUGAAACUAUUUAAUGACUCUAUUAUAUCUAAUAUCUAUUUCGCCGAACUUUGUGUGAAUCACAUGACCAAAUGUCUGUUUACACUGCGUUAACAAAAUUUUCAACUAUAUUUAGUCCUGACUGGUGGGGGCAUAUUACUCAGGCCUUUAAAAAAAACAUUAUUUUACACAAUUAAUAUGAUUUUCUCAAAUGGGUACAUUUUAUCUAUUUAAAAUAUGUUUUAUUUUUCUCAAAUUAUUAUGUUUUAAAAAGAUUUAUUAUUUAUGUAAACACUAGCGUGUUCAUGGUGCAUUAACAUAAUUAAAAACACUGUGUACUUAUCAAAUGAUUAUUUACUUAUUAAUUACUAAUAAUUACUUACUAAUUUCUCCUACACAUAUCUUGUGAUACAGGCAUUACGGGCUCUAGCUUUUGCUCAAUAGCCAGACUGAAUGGACUCAAACAUUUCUCUCACCCAUGUUACCAUCCUCUAUACCCUUUUGCUUCCUCCCCCAGUGCAUCCCACUACAAAGUUUGAACAUUAGGGGCAGCUUGUAAUAGGCUACUGUCUGACUAAAUAUUAUUAAAAAUAAC